Molecule: messenger RNA, 1359 nt
Organism: Fusarium venenatum
Lineage: Eukaryota; Fungi; Ascomycota; Sordariomycetes; Hypocreales; Nectriaceae
Source: RefSeq, a predicted model, not a curated record
AUGGCGUAUUCCCCUAUUCGUAAUGUGGUUAUGCCGCCGUCACUAUUUCUUGAAUGUAACUCGGCAACUUCCAAAUCAAGCGAGGAUGUAGAGCCGUCCUCUUCAGCGUCUUCCUUGUCCGACUAUUCUGUCGGCAGACCAUGCGGAUUCACCUCCCCAUUAAACAGUCGACGAGCAGCUUUUCUCUUAAUGAAUUACCUCCAAGAUCUUGCACCGAGGAUUGAUCUCUGUGAUCCUUCGAAACGCUUCGGUCGUGAAGUGCCAAAGAGGGCUCGCCAAGUUCCCCUCCUAGCAUACUCCAUCUUAGCUUUCUCGUCACGUCAUCAAGUGAUGAUCACUGGUAUUGAUGAUGAAAGUAGUGAAGAGUAUCAUAGCUAUGCCCUACGUAUUCUAAUCCCUAUUCUUGAUGAUCCAAUGUCAUCUUUGGAUGAAAAUCUUUUAGCAGCUGCGGUGCUUUUACGGUUAUACGAGGAGAUGUGUGAAGAUGUUGACACUGGCACUCACCUCGUUGGAUGCGCACGACUCUGGAACAGCAUACCUGACUUCAUAGCCCAAGGAGGUCUAAGCGAAGCAGCCAGUUGGAUAAUGCUUCGACAGAAUUUGCACAUCUCUCUCACCAAAAGCGAGCCCAUACAAGUAGAUCUGAACAAGUACCGACGUUCCAGAUCAUUCAUAGACACGACUGAUGAAGAUUUUGCCAAUAGGGCUAUUCUUCUUUGCUGUGAGGUAUUAGCGACUAGUUUUGGCCCAGGAGCACAGCCCAACUACGAAACGUGGGCUCAGCUUGGUGAGGAGGUUGCAAGAUGGCAUGAUUCUAUACCGGCACAUUAUCAUCCAUAUUAUUCCGAUGUCAAGACUACAUCUACUGGGGUCAAGUCGGCUUUUCCUAUAGUGUGGAUGAUGAAUCCUGCUCAAGUUAUGGGAUAUCAGCACUAUUGUAUGGCUCGCAUUCUGCUGCAUAUCUCUGAGCCCAGACUAUGGGUUUCUAGUUUAAGAACCAUUGAGGAUCGGGUAGUCGCAGAUAAAGCGGCCUUGAACGAUCUUCGUAUAGCUAUCGGUCUCGGCAUCCAUAACCGUUCGGUGGUUGGUGCUGGGUUUACCGUACAUCAUAUACUUUUCACUUGUGGCUGUUUGUUGACUGAUCCUGUAGAGCAGCAGGAGGUGCUUGACUUUAUAGACCACUUUGGCAACAGCGUUGGAUGGCCAAUACAUCGGUUAAAGGAUAAACUGAAUACAACAUGGACUCGAGUAUCGCCUGGUAUUGCCCAUGCUACGGCUUUGGCUGGUGAAAGUAUCCUUACUGGUCUCCUGGCCAUUGACGCUGCUGUCUCGGUGCGAUCUUUCCAAAAGGUCGAUUGA